Molecule: messenger RNA, 849 nt
Organism: Aspergillus ruber CBS 135680
Lineage: Eukaryota; Fungi; Ascomycota; Eurotiomycetes; Eurotiales; Aspergillaceae
Exons: 2
Coding region: 110-577 (155 amino acids)
Source: RefSeq, a predicted model, not a curated record
UAACGAGUCCAACCAUACGGUAAACAGCCCAUUCGAAGCCGCGCGCGGAAACACCAAGUGGAGGCCCAAGACCGAACAAGAUUCUGUAGGUGUUUUUUCUGGCUUCUGUAUGGCAGGGGGUGGGGAAAUUCUGAAUAAUCACGCGUGGUCGAGGCAACCAAAGGGAUUUAAUUCCAGAAAGGCCCAAUGGCCCACACAGUCGAUCGAAGGAAUAAUAGAGCUGCCAUUCAAAUCGUUUUGGUGUGUGCUCUAUUAUGGGGGUAUCCGAACUAUCUCGCACAUAACACAUGGAGACUCCGUAAGGUCUUCGUACCUCCGUACCGAGGAAGUAUUUGUUGCACCGUGUAUUCCGGGAUUUUCUAAUAUUAUCCCGAACAGCUAUGCUAGAGCAAUCCCGGAAUGCUUCCUCUGCCAAUCGUCACUGUGGACAGUGAACCGAAGAAGGGGGAAGGGGGAAGGAAUUAAACGGGAACAAGCUUUUUCCAGCUCGAUUGUCGGCAUAUGGUAUGACUUCUUGGCCGUGCAUUUUCUUCUCCCGACCACGGUUCAGCAGCCGAGAAGGUUGAGUCGGAUAUGAGCCGACCAGAUGGUUGUCAGAUUCAAAGGGUCGAGAGUAUAUUAACGGCAAUUUUCGUGGAAGUCGUAGAAUCCUAUGGCUGUAACUCCGAGUACAGAGUACGGAGUAUCUGUCAGAGUACUGCACUCUGCUGUUGCCAUUACGCAACCCGAUAAAAAAAGAAAAGGAAAAAACGCGUUUCCCCUAGGCUGGUAGACUGGGUCUGGUUGGACCGUACCAUCGUCAACCCCCGGUCACGACUCAGGGGACAGCCACAGCGGCCAAAUGAGGGA